CAGUGUUCUUCAUUUGACCUAACUUAUUAAGCUUCUGUUAAAAAAAAAGUCAUUUUGUGCAUGUUUGGCUUUUCAUGUGCUUUUUUUGUGCACAGGUAAGUUUUUUAAGCAUAUUUGAUUGCUUUCUGCAUGUCCCUGGCAGUAGAUGUGUGACCAUCUGAGGUCCCAUCCUGAACAAUGCAUUGUGGUGCAACAUUGACGCCUGUGUGCCGAGGUUUCACGUUACAGGUUAUCUGCGUUAAAGGAACAGCAGUCCUGAGGGUUUGAGUCAGUUUUGAAAACUGCCCUGCUAUUGGUAGGGACGCGACAGGAUUACAGCCAAGGCUUCCCUGCAUUUUCUGCCAAAAUCUGUCAGAUUUAGGACACAUACUUCUGCAACCUUCCAUGAGGGUUGUGAAAAAAAAAAAAGUUUGAAUCCAGAAUUGGGUUCCAGGCUUCUUGUAGCUGCUAACAGCGGUGGCCGCACCACCUCCUUACAAAGCAACUAGAACCCAGGGCAUAGGGUGGAGAGGGUUUCCUUUCCUUCCGGAGAAUGCCUUUUGAAACAGUUUUCUCUAGCUGCCUGAUGUCAACUGCUUGGUAAUCAGUGGAUAUUAAAAUCUUCAAAAUGUACAGACAGUGGGCCGUGGUGAAUAUUUUCAUGAUGUCUUAUCUGCACCUGGCACAGGGCUCCAGUUACGAACAUGGAACGGUGAAGCGGGCGUCUCGGUCAACCUUAGAACGGUCUGAACAGCAGAUCAGGGCGGCCUCCGGUUUGGAGGAGCUGCUGCGAAUCACACACUUCGAGGACUGGAAGCUGUGGAGAUGCCGACUGAAGCUCCCGAGUUUGACCGGCACAGACUCCCGCUCGGCUUCCCAUCGGGCCACCAGGUUUGCGGCCACUUUCUACGACCUUGAAACCCUAAAAGUUAUCGACGAGGAAUGGCAGAGAACCCAGUGCAGCCCCAGAGAGACGUGCGUGGAGGUGGCCAGCGAGCUGGGGAGGAGCACCGACACGUUCUUCAAGCCCCCCUGUGUGAACGUGUUCCGGUGUGGGGGCUGCUGCAACGAGGAGAGCCACGUCUGCAUGAACACGAGCACCUCCUACAUUUCCAAACAGCUCUUUCAGAUAUCAGUGCCUUUGACUUCAGUACCUGAAUUAGUGCCUGUUAAAGUUGCCAACCAUACAGGUUGUAAAUGUCUGCCAACGGCUCCCCGCCAUCCAUACUCCAUUAUCAGAAGAUCCAUCCAGGUCCCUGAAGAAGAUCAAUGUUCCCAUUCCAAGAAACUCUGUCCUAUUGACAUGCUAUGGGACAGCAACAAAUGUAAAUGUGUUUUACGGGAGGAGAAUCCACUCGUUGGAAUGGAAGAGCCCUCUCAUCUCCAGGAACUCGCUGUCUGUGGGCCACACAUGAAGUUUGAUGAAGAUCGCUGUGAGUGUGUGUGUAAAACCCCGUGUCCCAGAGAUCUCAUCCAGCACCCGGAAAACUGCAGUUGCAUUGAGUGCAGAGAAAGCCUGGAGAGCUGCUGCCAGAAGCACAAGAUAUUUCACCCAGACACUUUCCCCUGAAUUUCAUUCGUUGACAUUUACUGUGAAUGCCAUUUCCAUUUGGCGAGAUUCCUUCCAAAAGCAUGUUUUGCCAAUUCUCAGCUCCCCCCCUUUUUUGAUAGUAAAGCAGAGGUUUGGCAACUAAGGAAUAAGUGAGAGUAUAUAGAGGGAUGAUUGAUUUGUGAAAACAAGAAAAUCCUGCCUGUUAUCGUUGGCUUAUGGAUCUUAAGCAAAGACUUAAUUGAUGAGAUUUGAACAAUUAUUUGGGGGGUAGAUUUCAGAUCCGCAGACUCUUGGGUUCAUUCUCUCAAUAUAUGUCCACAUAUGUCGGUUUGUUUUCUCAUCGAGGAAGGGGAUGGCGCUGGAUUUAUAUAGCAAGAAAGUCAUCGAUAAAGGACACUUACAGGCUGCCGUCUGGGCUUUCAUAGAUUUUGGAUCCGUGCGGAAUACCCGUUCCGGAUUUUAUAUUGACAUUUUACAUACAUAUCUGGAAAAUUUACUUUGAAAACUUAAUCAAAUCAGAACAGAGUUAUUCCUUUGGAUUUAGUCCUUGAUUCUGAACUCUCAUGUUUAUUUUCUUUUGCAACAGCUGUGAGGACAGAUGUCCCUUUCACACCAGAACAUGUGCAAAUGGAAAACCAGCAUGUGCAAAGCAUUGCCGCUUUCCAAAGGAGAAAAGGGCUGCCCAUGGGCUCCACGGUCAAGAAAACCCUUGACUCCGCUUUUUCCCAAGGUCUCCAUCCCUGACAUUUUAAAUGGCACGCUGCUUUGCCAAGUUGCUGUCACUGUGGUUUUUUUCCCCAGGUACUAGGGGAAAAAAAAACCCUCUAUUUUAUCUGAUACCACAGUGUAUCCAGACCACCCUUCCAUUGCACACCAGCUGGGAUUUCCUGGUUCACUGACAGAUAUCUUCCACCUGAAGAUAUCCCUGCCCUGCAAGGAAUGGAAAGGAGGGAACCUGUGUAACCUUUGUUUUGGUUUUGUUUUUUGGUUUUUGGGUUUUUUGGUUUUUGUUUUUUUUUUGUGAAUGAGAAAGGUUUGAUCAUCAUACAGUCACAGGUGCCGUAUUGAUUACUCCAUGCUGAUGAGGCAAUUUUAUAGUCUCCAAGUCCUCCACUAAUGCAAACUCUCUUGUGAAUUAUUCUGACUCUUUAUUAUGCAGAUUUUGAUUUGUAGGAUCAGCACUGAUUUUCUGAUUACUGUCCAGCUUGUAGUUUCGAGUUUACUGAACUACUGUCUGUUGUUUCAUAUUUAAGUGUAUUUAAAGAAAAUAAACACCAUUAUUCAAGCUAUAGAAUUUGGUGUUAUUUAAU
Molecule: messenger RNA, 2841 nt
Organism: Acinonyx jubatus (cheetah)
Lineage: Eukaryota; Metazoa; Chordata; Mammalia; Carnivora; Felidae
Gene: VEGFD
Product: vascular endothelial growth factor D
Exons: 7
Coding region: 608-1549 (313 amino acids)
Biological process (GO): vascular endothelial growth factor receptor signaling pathway; response to hypoxia; sprouting angiogenesis
Cellular component (GO): membrane
Molecular function (GO): growth factor activity; vascular endothelial growth factor receptor 3 binding; chemoattractant activity
Source: RefSeq, a predicted model, not a curated record